This is a messenger RNA of Dictyostelium discoideum AX4, 1251 nucleotides long. It is a transcript of the gene oatA, whose product is annotated as ornithine-oxo-acid transaminase. NCBI's taxonomy places the organism in Eukaryota, Evosea, Eumycetozoa, Dictyosteliales, Dictyosteliaceae. Gene Ontology annotation, biological process: L-proline biosynthetic process. Gene Ontology annotation, cellular component: cytoplasm. Gene Ontology annotation, molecular function: L-ornithine transaminase activity; pyridoxal phosphate binding. The coding region runs from base 1 to 1251 and encodes 416 amino acids. The transcript has a single exon. The record is from RefSeq and is a predicted model, not a curated record.
AUGGAUCCAAUAUCAUCACAAAUUCAAGAAUGUACCUCAAAGGAGUUGAUUGAGAUGGAAUCAGAGUUUGCAGCACACACCUAUCACCCAAUUCCAGUUGUAUUUAAAAAGGCAUCAGGCGUUCAUGUAUGGGACGUUGAAGAGAAACAAUAUUUUGACUUUUUAAGUGCAUACUCUGCAGUCAAUCAAGGACAUAGUCACCCAAAGAUUGUAUCAGCAUUGAUUACCCAAGCACAAAAGUGUGCCUUGAGUUCUCGUGCUUUCUAUAAUGAAGUAUUUCCACAAUAUGCCAAAUACAUCACCGAAUAUUUUGGUUACGAAAUGGUUUUACCAAUGAACACUGGUGCCGAAGCCGUUGAAACCAGUAUUAAAUUAGCUCGUAGAUGGGGUUACGUCAAGAAAGGAAUCGCCGAGGACCAAGCAAUCGUCAUCAGUUGCAAGGGUUGUUUCCACGGUCGUACCAUUGGUGUCAUCUCCAUGUCUGACGACCCUUCAUCCUACAAUAAAUACGGACCAUUAAUGAAUGGUAUCAUCAAGAUCGAUUACAACUCCACCCAACAAUUGGAAGAAGUGCUCUCUCAACAUGCUGAUCGUGUUUGUGGUUUCAUUGUGGAACCAAUUCAAGGUGAAGCUGGUGUCGUUGUACCUGACGAAGGUUACUUAAAGAAAUGCUAUGAACUCUGUAAGAAAUAUAAUGUACUCUUGGUCGCCGAUGAAAUUCAAACAGGUCUUUGUCGUACCGGUAGAAUGUUAUGCAGUGAUUGGGAUGGUAUCAAACCAGAUCUCGUCUUGCUCGGUAAGGCAAUCAGUGGUGGUUUACUCCCAAUCUCUGCCGUACUCGGUGGUAAGGAUGUUAUGUUAACCAUUAAACCAGGCGAACAUGGUAGUACCUAUGGUGGUUCCCCAUUGGCAAGUGCCGUAGCUAUGGCCGCACUUGAUGUACUCAGAGACGAAAACCUCGCUGAAAAUGCUCAAAAAUUGGGUGAACACUUUAGAGCCCAAAUCUCAAAUAUUAACCAUCCUGCCAUCCAACUCGUUCGUGGUAAAGGUCUCUUAAAUGCUAUCGUCAUCGAUCCAAAUUUCACUGUCUCUGCUUGGGAUAUUUGUAUUAAAUUUGCUGAAAAUGGUCUCUUGGCUAAACCAACUCAUGAUAAUAUCAUUCGUUUAGCUCCACCACUCACUAUUACCCUCGAACAAAUCGAUCAAUGUGUUUCAAUCAUUAAAAAAGUUUUUGAUUCUUUUAAAAAUUAA